AUGUUGGGUUCUUUGAGAAACUUGCCUCUUGUCCAGGACCUGAAUUGGCGCCUCGCAGCCGUCGGUCUAACAUCUUCACUUGGAGCUUUCGGCUUCGGCUUUGAUAACGGAUGGUGGGGUGGCGCCUUGGGUUUGUCUGAGUUCAAGCACAAGUAUGGUGCUUAUAAUCCAGCACUCGGAGAAUGGGCCAUUCCCUCACAGAAAGCAUCUGUCGGAACUGGAACCGGUUCAGCGGGCAUCAUCCUGGGUUGUCUGAUGGCCCCCAUCAUCACCUCCAAGUGGGGACGCAAGGCUGGAUUCUUGAUCUUGUCACUGCUGAUGGUGUGUGGAGUGAUUCUGGAGGCUAGUGCAGUCACAUCCUUUUGGCAACUUGUUGUCGGAAGAAUUGUCGUUUAUUCUGGUAUUGGUUUGGCGUCGAACGUCGUUCCGACAUACUUGUCCGAAUGUUCGCCCACAAGAGUUCGAGGUGCCUUCCUAGCUCUUUAUUCGUUCUUCACCUCGUUGGGAGUUUUCAUCGCCACUGUGGUUGUCUAUGCUUCCCGCAACCGCAGCGACCAAUGGCAAUACCUUAUAGUCAUAUGCUUCCAGCUCCUUGUACCAAUCGGAUACCUCGUCGCUCUCCCUUUCCUCCCAGAAUCACCUCGAUACCUGAUCUAUCGUGGUAAAUAUGCGGAAGCGGAGCAAGUUCUGAAAACGCUCCAUAACAACCAGGACAAUAUUGCACAAGAGAUCGAACUGCUGAAGGUCCAGAUCGAAGAGCAAAGAGAUCUCCACAAAGCCACCUCAGUGCUUGACUGUUUCAAAGGAACCAAUUUGCCCCGGACAAUCGCGUGCAUGGGUGUCCAGAUCUUGCAACAGGCCCAAGGUGUGUCUUUCAUUCAGAACUUCAUCGUCACCUUCAUGCAACAGCUCGGCUUCCCAGAUCCAUUGAAGACAAAUGUCCUCGUGACAGGCUGUUCAUUCGCUUGCCACAUAUUCACAUUCGUCACAUUUGAUCAGCUGGGUCGUCGGUGGUCAUUGCUUUUUGGAUCCCUCGGGCUUGCAGCUACCAUGUUGGGAACAGGCGGUGCUAUCGAGUCCAGCGCGACGGUGGCAAGCCUGUCAAUCGAGACGAAGAAUGCAUGUGUCGCGCUGCUCGUUCUCUGGUACUGUAUUUAUGGCUUCACCUGGGGUCCAGGCUGCUGGAUUGUGACAGGCGAAGUGGGAACCGGUCAACUUCGAGAGCGAACCGUUUUUCUCGCCUCGAUGGGAAGCUUUUUGACCUCGAUUCCCAUCAACUUCGUCAACCCCUAUCUGCAAGCGUCGAUCGGUGGGCGUGUAACCUUCAUCUAUGGGGCCUUUUCUGUGGUAUCACUGGUAUUUGUGUGGCUUGUUGUCCCGGAGACCAAAGGAAGGUCUCUUGAAGACAUUGAUGAAAUGUAUCAGGCACGCCUUUCUCCUUGGAAGUUUCAACAGUAUACUUGCACGGGGAUCGGUGCGCAAAUUGCAAGUUUGAAUGGCGAUGGAGGGAAGCUUAGUUUUGUGGUGGAGAAGGAUGAUAGACCUACCAAAGAAGAGGUGGAAUGA
Molecule: messenger RNA, 1566 nt
Organism: Penicillium salamii
Lineage: Eukaryota; Fungi; Ascomycota; Eurotiomycetes; Eurotiales; Aspergillaceae
Source: the annotation of a GenBank genome assembly